UAUGAAAACGGAUGGGUAAAAAGUACCGAGAGAUAGUACUUACUUACUACUUAUUUAUAUUUUCGAAGUGGGUUCGUUAUACCAUCGUUUGCGUUUAAUUUUAUACUACCGUUUAGUGCACCGAAGGUUUAAUACUCCUUAAUUAAUCGAAAUGUGCUGAGACAAUCAAUACAAUUUAGAUAACGAAACGUUCGUGUUUUCCAUUCACUGAAAUAUUACAAUGGUGCAUGGUUUCGGCUUAUGAAUUAAGAUGAAGUUGGUUCUUUACGUUACCGUGGUGCAUUUAGUGUGUUCUUUUGGAAUAGGAAACGCUUUCGAGACAGCUUCGUUUUAUGGCAGUAGUUACAUUUCGAUACCUUUACAAGAUGCCAAAAGUACUACAGAAAUACAGCUCAGAUUUCGAACCAAACAACCGGAUGCGUUAUUGUUUUUAGCCGCCGGACGGACUGAUUAUUGUUUAAUUAAACUACAGGCUGGAAAAUUAAAGGUGCAUAUUAAUUUGGGCGCCGGUGAAUCAGAGUUGUCUUCUCCGAAAGGCUUACGACUCGAUGAUCUAAUUUGGCAUCAAGUUUUAUUGAAUCGAAGAGAAGGCGAAGUUAAUGUCACCAUUGAUAAAAUACACAGCAUCAAGGAGAAGCUUCCGGGUAGAUUUUUCGAGUUGAAUAUUUACGAUGGGUUAUUCCUCGGCGGAAAAGACGAUUCGUUGGAAUUAUUCCUCGGUCACGUUGACUCGUUACGAGGAUGUCUAUCUGCAGUGUUUUAUAAUGGUAUAGAUGCGCUGAAAAGAGCCAGGUAUAGAACGUUGCCUUCGGAUGCACAUGGAAUUACGUGGAGUUGUGCUUCUGAAUUCGAUGCAGCUUACAGUAGCGAAAUCAGUUUCAUGGAAGAAGGAGCUUUUGUAUCUUUACCGAAUCCUAUCAGUCGAACUGGUGUUAGGUGGCAGUUUGAAAUCAAAACAAUAUCGGAAAACGCCACACUGUUUUAUAAUUCCAAACUAGUUCUGGGAGGUCGAACUGAUUACGUCGGAUUGGAAAUUUCCACUCGUAAACUACGUUUAGUUAUGGAUACUGGAAGUGGUACUACAGAAGUGUUCAACGAAGCUAAUAUUUCUGAUGGAGAAUGGCAUCUAAUCACCCUGCAAAUAAAUCCGUCCUUACUCGAAAUUACUGUCGAUGGAAAAUUCAUCGGUUCCUCUCACAUCACUUCGAGAACAAGCAAUAAAUAUCUGGAUCUUUCUGAUAACGUUUAUGUUGGCGGAAUCGAGCUGAACAAAAGAGCAAAUGCGUUAGCUGUCGGAAUGAAAUCAGCUGAUAAAAGUUUCAAAGGAUGUUUGAGAAAUAUGGAAGCCGAUGGAAAGCUGUUAGGAUUUCCGAAUGCUAAAGUAACUCAAGGAGUGUUACCGAAUUGUAUGUGGUCAUUCCCUUGUACAAAAAAUCCCUGUAUUCUUGGAUCUUCUUGUUCGCAAUAUGGUGUUGACUCUUUUCACUGCGAAUGUGAUAAACCUCAGUGUGUUAAUCCUGAUUACACCGCUAAGUAUAAAAUAUCAUCCAAAACUUCACUGCCUGUUACAUUAGAAAUCCUAUCCUUAAACACAGUCCAUGUUAUGGAAGGAGAAAACGUGCUCAUUACAACGGACAAUAUUAAUGUUAUUUUACACUAUACUAAGUACGGUAUCCAAGAUUCAGGAGUAGCGUUUUACAUUAUGCAGUCUCCUAAACACGGAUCCAUCACGAUUGGAAGUAAUGAUAUCGGGUCUACGAAUAUGGAUACAAAUUCAGCCUUCUCGUUGUCGGACUUAUACAAAGACAAAGUGCAUUACAUUCACGAUGGCUCAGAAAAUUUCAACGAUUCAAUAGUAAUGGAAUUAGAAUUCACAGCUGGUCCUGGAUACAUUUUACCAGCAUAUCUACAGGGAAAAAAUUCUUUUGUAUUGCAUAUAGAUGUGGCUCAAACGAACGAUCCUCCAUUUCUAUUCAUACCCACAUCGAAAGUUUUGAAACUAGCCGAAGGUACUCGAAAAAUCAUUACGAAUGAUUUGCUGAAUGCUACAGAUAGCGAUAAUAACAGCACCGAAUUAUUUUACUCGGUAUUAAACCAACCUGGAACGAAUACCAUCGGAUAUAUCGAGAAAAGGAAUUAUCCUGGCGUUCCUAUAUACUCGUUCACUCAAGAAGAUGUUGAUUUGGGACAGAUUGUCUACGUUCAUAAUGCAAGUUCGACCGGAGAAGAUAAAGUUGCUUUGCAGGUUUCAGAUGGAGCUGUGUCCAGUUCGAGAUCCUUUUUGAAAGUGGUCACUUACGCAUUACAAAUCCAUUUAGUGAAUAAUACCGGAAUUACGUUGGCUCAGCGAUCAACUGCUUUUAUCACUCAUCAUAAUCUAUCGUUUCAAACAAACGCCAAUGAUCCUUUUCUCAAUAUCAAUUACGAGAUCGUUGAAUUCCCUAAAUACGGAGCAGUUCAGUGCCUGGUUCGAGCGAACAAUGAUAAAGAAGUAUGGCAACCUGUAACUUCUUUCACCGAUCAACAAAUUUCAAGAGGAGAGCUUCGUUAUGCUCAUACUGAAGAUACAUCUUCCUCGUACGAUGUAUUCAAGUUCAAAGUCUCUGUUAAAAAUCACGUGCUUCCAACGCCGUUCGAAUUCCGUGCCACAUUCGUUCAACUUCGACUCAACAUGGUGGUUAAUAAGCAUGUUGAAAGUACCGAAAGUCAGAUAGCUUUUGUGAAAGAAUCACAUCUGAAAGUGAUCACAGAACCGCUAUACGUGAAUAAUAGCGUCAUCGUGUACACAUUGAUAAGAUCACCUAAAGUUUCGGAUUUAGUGAUUGGAGAUCGUGUUCUUCAAAAACAUGACACAUGGACUCAGAAAGAUAUUUCUGAAAAUAGAUUAGCAUUCCGUUUGUAUCGUAAGACUUUUUCUGAAGUUGAAGAUAGUGUAACAUUUUCUGUAAAUGCGCCGCAGUGUCAACCAAUCGAGCAAUCUGCAUUGGUACUAAAGUAUUACCCAUCGAAAGAGCAGACCAAUGAGGUCCAAGUUACCCUCAGACCUGUUCAGGUUUCCGAAGGAGGUCAGCAACCUCUUUUAACAGAUCAUUUGAACAUAAUGAAAGAAAAUCUGACCUACUUCACGUUCCAAAUUUUGGAUGGACCGUAUCAUGGCUGGCUUGACAUGCACGACGUUGACCAUACGACGAUUGAAAAAAGAAAUCUCACCACAUUUAUCAAUACAGAUAUCAUGCAGCAAAGAGUCACUUACACACAUGACGAUUCGGAGUCAAUGACCGAUGCUAUUCAUUUCUUAGUUUACGGAGCUCGAGGAGAAAAUUUCCAAUAUGUGUUGAAAUUACACGUCGAAGUAUUACUGAAGAACGACAAUCCUCCGUAUUGCGUUAUAAAUAAAGGUUUGAAUGUGGUCAUAGAAGGAGCUAAAAUCCUCACCAAUAAAGAUUUACUCUACGGAGACCCUGAUAUCGAUACGAAACCUGAAAAUAUCCAAUUUACUAGAAGAGCCAUACCAAACGGUGCAUUUACUUUGGCUGAUCCGCCUUACAAUCCCUUAUUCGAGUUUACUCAAAAUGAUAUCAACAAUAGAAGAGUAAUGUUUCGUCAAAGUGGCCCGUUGAGUGGGAAUAUUUCUCUUUGGGUAUCGGAUGGUAAUCACUAUUCGGAGUUCACUUUCGAAAUCAUUGCUUCCAGUCCGUUUAUAAAAGUUAGCAACAAUAGCAAAUUAUUGAUGAGGCAAGGAAGCUACGCUGCCUUAUCCGAUGCUAAUUUAUUAUCAACUACGAAUAUCAACGUUCAACCGCAAAUGAUAAGGUAUAAAGUCAUCAGAGGUCCAUCUGUCGGCCAAUUAGAACAUCAAGGUAGAUCAAACUCUAUCGAAGUAUUCACUCAAGACGAUCUCGAUAAUCAACGUGUCCUGUAUCGACAUACUGGAGAUUUGAAAAGCGUCAAAGAUAAGUUCACAUUCCAAGUCAGUGUACAGGAUGUCUUGGCCGAAGAUGAUUUCCACAUUAAACUAUUUCCCAGCGCGUAUUGGGAGCCAAUUAUAUUGAUGAAUAAUAAAACUUUAUACGUUGACGAAGCAGAUGAUAUUACUAUAACCAGAAACGAUUUAUUGGUUCAACAAAAUCACGUCCCACCUCAAGAUAUAUCCUACUAUGUGAGAGAGAAACCAAAAUACGGAUAUUUGGAGAUAGACAUGAAUGGACGAUAUUUAGAAGUAGAUUUCGCUUAUUUAUUCCAUCCCAACAGUUCGGACGAAACUGCUAUCACUUUUUUCGAUCAAACUACCGUAAAUGCGGAAAAAUUACACUACAUACAAGUAAUAGUGAACCAGACCCACGAUCGCGUCGUAUUAGAUGCCACAAACGGUAUAAUGUGGUAUAGAAAUAUCAUUCUAAACUUCAUCAUAAUACCUCAACAACUCUACAUUAGCAGCGGCGAACUGACUGUAGAAGAAGGAGGCACUGCGAAAUUAUCGUCGGAUUUGUUUUUAGUUCAUUCGCCAUACUAUGCUGAAAAAAUAAUCGAAUUUGAGGUGAAAAAGUUUCCUCAACAUGGAUGGCUUCAGUACAUCGGAUCUUCAUCGAUCACCGGAAAUAUAUCAAAGUGGACCUCGUUCCAGUUACAAAAUCAACAAAUUCAAUUUAUGCACGAUGGAAGUGAAACAACGUACGAUAGUAUGCUACUAGUGGCUUAUGCAGGGGAAAAGGAAAGUGUCCCGUUUAAAGUUUUGAUAGCUGUUAAACCAGUCAAUGAUGAGGUUCCUGUAGUUGUUAAUAAUACAGGUGCUACUGUGUGGAGAGGUGGCAUCUGCAACAUCACCAAUUCUCAAUUAGCUAUUAUUGAUCGAGACACCAACAACUCAAACGUAACGUUUGUCAUCGUUUCUGCUCAAGCUGGAUAUUUGGCAUAUUUCUCAAAUUUAAAUAACACCAUCGAUAAAUUCACUCAGUUAGAUAUCAAUUCCGGUAAAGUGGUGUUUGUCCAUUCGGGCGAAGAAAAGAACGGAGAAUUCGACGUGGUCAUAAACGAUGGAAAACACAAAACUCAGCCAGUAACUUUCAUAAUCAAAAUCAUCCUACCGGAGUUACAUCUACAGAAAUCUGCACCAUUUCAAAUAUUCCCCAUGAUUAGAAAAACAAUCACUCCGGCGCAUUUAUUGGCUUGGUGCUCGGAUACGGAUAAAAAUAUUUUCUACGUGAUUAAAUCUCAGCCUAAAUUCGGCCAGCUGACAAUGGUGGAAGGCAUUUCUUCGGUAUUUAUUUCGAAUUUUACUCAAGCCGAUGUGAACGCUUCCAGAAUAUGGUAUCAGCAUACGUCGCAUAUUAUCGAUUCUACUCUGUCGAAUGAUUCGUUCGUUUUCGAUGUGAUUGCCAGUUACGCUAAAUCUAUUGAAAAUGAGGUAUUCAACAUCCAAAUAGCCGUUUCCUCCGGAGGCCUGGAUGGAAUGUUGGACAUCGAAACUCACGAAGUCGAAGAAGGCGGUACACUCAAAUUAUUCAUCAACACAACAAACAUCAUAAAUUUCCUAUCCAGCGACAAUAUCGGUCUACGGUCUCCAAUUUUGAAAGCAGUAGUGACCGAAUUUCCGCAAUACGGCGUGCUCUGUAUCGAAGACCAAUGUCCAGCGAAUGAAUUCACUAACGAAGAAAUGAACGCUGGUGAAAUUAUCUACAACCACGAUCAUUCGGAUUCAGGAUACGACAACGUAACUUUCACCAUUUACCUGGAACAGGAUAAUAUCACCUUGUGUAACGUUACCAUACCGAUAACCAUUUACCCUAUCAACGACCAGCCCUUCCACUUGUACCAAGAUGCGCCUAAUUUAUCGGUAGUUCAAGGAGAAAAAUUCAUCUUGACUCAAGAUCAAUUAUGGACCACUGAUAAAGACACUUUACCCGAAGAUCUCACCUACGAUAUAAUCAACGGACCCAGUAUAGGAAGUUUAUACGUGAACGGUGUCAGAGGAGCUGGUAAAUUCAGCCAGGCUGAUAUCAACGGUGGAAAAGUAAUGUACGAACAUUCGGGACCAGUUCAAGCGACAUCUUUUCACUUUCGAGUAUCCGAUGGUAAAUUCCCACCUAUGUAUAAAGUGUUCAAUAUCCACGUACAUGCUGCCAAACUCAGCAUCAGCGUCACCAAACCAGUCUUCAUACUGCAGACGUCAAACACAACGACUAUAUUGGCUUCGGUCUUUAACGUGUUGACUAAUCAUAAAGCCAACGAAGUGGUCUACGUGAUAACAACGUUGCCCAGAUUCGGAUACAUCUUGGUGAAUAACUCGAGAAACGUAACGUUCAGUCAGAAUGAUCUCAAGAUGAAGAAAGUAGUCUACAUUCAAACCGAUCUUACCGUUGCUGGAGAUGCAUUCGAGUUAGAAGCGACGUUGGCUGACUCGAAAGUGAAAAAUUUACGAAUCAAUAUCAGCGUCGAACCGUUACUGAAAAUAGGCCAAUUUACUCCUUUCGUCGGUGUCAAGAAUUGUAUCAAUAACGAUAUCCUGAACGCGGACGCUUUAUCCAAAGUCACUAAUUCCAAACCUUGGUUUACAAUACUGAAAAAACCCAAACACGGUAAAAUAAUGAAAAUAAUCAAACGAAGUAAAAGCACCACUGCCAAAGCGCUCAAAGAAAACCGUCUAUUCAAACAAGAGGAAAUCGAUUCGUUCACACAUGACGAAAUCAUCAGUAACUUGAUAUACUACGUGGUGAAAAAACAAAACACAUCGUCUUUCGAGGACGGUUUCGCCUUCCUUUUAUCAGCUGCGUCAGUCCAACCUGCUAUAGGCGAAUUGAAAUUCCACGUGGGGAUCGAAUCCACCAUGUCGAGGCCAGCCUCACCUCCUUCUAAGGAGAAAAGCUUCGCGCAAUCUAAACAGAAAACUUCACCUAAUCCUGUCCUGAAUGCCAGCGAAGUCGAUGUCGAAGUCGCUAGUCCUAAUUUAACCAAUGACGACUACUAUUUUGCCGGAUUACUGUUCAGUAUUCUGAUAGCAUCGCUUAUAUUCGUCAUACUGAUGAGAUGCAGAACAAAGAAACGAGCAGAAGAGGAUAUGAAAAUGAAUCCACCUUUACCGCUGCCUAGACCGCCGGAUGAUCUGUUACCGUCGUCUUCAUACCCCAAAGGAAACAUGUCGCUGCAUUCCACACCUCAAUGUAAAGUUAUUCCAUUAGGUACCGAUUCGGUUACUAGUUCGGAACACGAUUUCAAUCUCAGGUAUCCGUACGGUGCCGCAGAUGAAGACUGGAGUAGUUAUGAUACCAACGGGUAUACGAAUAGAAAUAAUCCUAUGUUGAGGAAAAAUCAAUACUGGGUGUAGUACAUCUUAUAGGUAGAAAUGAUGAAUUUUUUUUAUGUAUGGUUGUGUUAUAGGUAAUGGUUCAUGGUGUCAGGGUUAACUAUCUCGUUUUGUAUACUUUUUUUUUUUUUUUUUUAAUAGACAUUCAUGUACCUAUGAGAAAAAAAUCGUAGGUCAAUUGUAAUAUUUUUGCAUUCUCCUUAUUACUGGAAAUUGGCAGACAAACAGAUUGUAAACGUGUGCAUGUGCAUGUUCAGAUAUUAUCAGGGUAUCAGCUGAGGAAAAAAAAGAGUAAAAAGUUGGUUUCAUGUAUAGAAAUCUCGGUCUGUUGGGGCUCAAAAUUUUUUUAUUUUUGUAAUGCAAUAAUCUAUCAUUUCUGAAGUCGGUUUGGUCAAGUUUUUAUAUUUUACAAUUACAUUGUAAAAGUUUGAUCGAGGAGGAGGGUUGCUUUUUACAUACCCGAUAAAUUGUAAAUUUUCCAAGUUUAUGUACCUGCGUCUUACACUAAGUACCAGCUAACGUCCAACCCUGUGUGAAAGUUCCCCCAUACGUUGCCAAAAGUGUUAUCGACAGACUUUAUCCAGCAAACAAACUCUUCAAAAUAGAUCUUCGUUUCUAGAUUUGUUUUUCUGUUAUAAAUGUUUAUCAAAAUGCAUAGAAAACUUUUGGAGCUUUCAAAUUUGUUUCGUUUUAAAUUGUAUACUCGUAAAACUAUUCGAGGAAAGUUUUUCGGUAUUGAGUAAUCAAAUAGAUCUAAGAUGGCCUGGUUCAUUUUUUUUUUUGUUUAAUUGGAGACUGGCGAAUAUUACCUACCUAUCUAUCAAUCAAACCUCGACCUUUUUUAUUGAGCAUUUAUAAAGGUACAUACAAUUGGUACAUGGAUGGUGUGGAGGGGAAGGAGGGGGUGGUACUGACCCAUAUGAAAAAUUCAGACAGAAAACCCCGGAAUUUCGGACAAAGAAAGUUGAAACUUUGACUACUGUGGGUUUUUGAGAACGCAGAAUUCAUUUUUGAAGGCCAUUUCACCUCAAACCCGUAAACCCCAAAAUGGGUUCCAAAAGAGAAGUACAAAAUUUACUGUUAGAAAAAAUGAAGAAAUGAGCAUCACAUGUUGGGUUUUUAAGAGCGCAAAAUUCUUUUUUGGGAGACCAUUUGACCUCAAACCCAACUUAUAAGUUUCCAUUUAUUCACAAAUUUUUGAAAUUUUUCUUCAUUUUAAACACUUUCACUAAUAUUUUCCAAAAAUUGGACACUUUUACGGGUUUUUCACAAUUUACAACAAUUUUUCUUCAUAAAUUUCCAAUUUUUCUUUAGGAAUUUGAAAGUUACCAGAAAUUUUCUUCAUAAAUUUCCAGAAACUUUCCGUGGAAAGUUCCUCAUCAUUUCUAAAAAAACAAAAUACAAUAUGAGCAUCAAAAUUUGGGUUUAUUAGGGCGUAGAAUUCAUUUUUGAUCACCAUGGCAUGCAUUUGACCUCAAAAUCCAAGAUGAGCUCCAAAAGAAAAAAGAAAAAUUGAAAAUGUACAAAAAAGUACUCAUGGUAUUGAAGUGUGAAAUUUUGAGUACCUAUGCAAAAUAUUUUAGGAAAAGUGAAGACCAUUAAGCCUAAAACCCAGAAAUGACCUCUAAAUUGGGAAACAUUUUCUUGGAAUUUCUCAAAAGUACAAUAUGAAUUUCAGAAUCUACGUUUUUAGGGGUACAGAAUCCAUUUUUGUGACCAUUUAGCUUCAAAACGCAAAACGGACUUCAAACCAAAAAAAGGUGCAAAAUUGAAAAUUCUAAAAAAAAAAGAUCAUUUUUGAAAACCAUUUUAUACCAGUAAACUCAAAUUGUGCUCGAAGGAGGAGGUACAAAAAUUGAAAUCUUCAAAACAAUACAAUAUGAGUAUCAUUUUUGAAGACUUCUUGACCCCAAAUAAGGCUCCAAAAAAAUGUACAAAACCAAAAAUUUUCAUAAAAUACAAUAUUGGUAUCAAAUUACAGUACCUAAUAAAAAAAUAGAAGACUAGUUUUAAAAUGUCAUUAGUGGUGAUUGAAAACUACUUGUUCUUGAAAUAGUGUCAUCAUUUUUCGUUGAUUUUUGAAAUUCAUACCUUGCCCCUACCCUACUCUAGUGAGGUUACUUUUUUCCCCGGAUCUUACCUUAUUCGGAUAUUUCAAAUAUUUUCCAAUACAUAUUUUCACCAAAAAAAAACUCUUCAAUUUUGUUGUUUUUAAUCCCAAGUUGAAAGUUUUCUUUGCAUUUUUCGGGCUUUUUAAUGAAAAUUCUUUCAUUACCUAUACCUAAUUUCACAAUGAACUCAUUUUAUUAUGUACAAUGAGGUUUCUCUAAUUCCAAGUAUUUUGGAAAACCUAAUGAAGUGGGAGAUUUUGUGCGCCAAUGGGUACCACAAUACGAAUGGGUACACUGUGAGAUAGAAAUAAAUUUGCUCCGCAGAUAAAAGGUACCUAUCAUUGGGCAGUUCGUAAUAAAGCAGACGAGUUAUUAGUUAGUAUUCAGAUACACGUCCUAUUGAGAUUGCCGUUGCCUAAUACAGGCUGAAUGAUUUAUACGUAUGUGUAGAUAGGUCUAUAUAUUUUGUUAAAAUUUUCUAUUUUGUAACUAUUUUCUUUAUUUUUAUGUAACCUGCUUGUUUUCGUGAAUUAAUACAAGUUUUCGUUUUCUA
Messenger RNA from Planococcus citri (citrus mealybug), 9964 nucleotides. RefSeq names its product chondroitin sulfate proteoglycan 4-like protein (gene kon). Lineage: Eukaryota; Metazoa; Arthropoda; Insecta; Hemiptera; Pseudococcidae. The transcript is spliced from 23 exons. The coding region runs from base 251 to 7321 and encodes 2356 amino acids. Gene Ontology annotation, biological process: anatomical structure morphogenesis. The record is from RefSeq and is a predicted model, not a curated record.